Messenger RNA from Westerdykella ornata, 2443 nucleotides. Its product is annotated as YccV-like-domain-containing protein. Gene Ontology annotation, molecular function: protein binding; DNA binding. Lineage: Eukaryota; Fungi; Ascomycota; Dothideomycetes; Pleosporales; Sporormiaceae. Bases 140 to 1960 code for a protein of 606 amino acids. The record is from RefSeq and is a predicted model, not a curated record. The transcript is spliced from 2 exons.
GCUACAAUACUUUGAAGCGAGCCACUCGUCUGAGUGCACAACAGCCUACGUAUAAUUGAAUAUUAUCACCUCUAUCCACAGCAUUGCUUCUUUCCCGCCGCCCUCCAGCGUAUCCUCUGUCGACCACCUCUCGCCGAUCAUGCCUCCGAACCGUACGCUUCCUGAGUUACCCGCCGAAGUCCUCGAAUCCGUCUUGCUCCAUCUGGAUGCCCCGUCUCUCUCCGCCCUCUCACUGACCUCCAAGUUCCUGCAAGACUUCGUCGCCGACGCCCAUGUUGUCUGGCGGAACCUCUGCCUCACCACCUUUCAAUUCUGGGAUCCACGUCAUGACAUCACCGCCAAAUCCUCCGAACCGCUUUCCAAGGCUGGCUGGCGCGCCCUCUUCCACUACAGAAUCCAUGUUCGGCAGGAAACGCGGAGGCUCUUGAACAACGUGCUCCAGUUGCAGUAUCGACGCGUCCAGCAUAUCGUUGAAGCGGCCGGCUAUGGAUACGAUGCUAAGGAUACGUUACUGGAAGAGUUCGAUUGUCCGGAUGACUGCGAGGAUGUCCUAGCAAGGCGGUACUAUGCACACGCCAUAUUGGGGCGCAUUCAGCGCGAGCUGGCCAUCAAGGUAUGGAAGGACCUAAGCGGCGGAAAGGAUGUACCGCUGGAACGGGCGCUGAGUGCCUUCGACAUGUUUGCCCUAGUUGGCCGGGAUGUGGAUCUAAAUAGGACCUCUGCAGAGUUGGAUGACCUGGCCCGACGGCUGUUGCGGAAGUAUCCUGCGUUUCCGGAUAUGAGCACAAGGGCAAAGGCGUCAACGCUGGGACAGUUCCUGCAUGAUCAAGGCUUCCGGGGAGUAAGCGAUGAGUCCUACCGUGCGCUGCGAAACUCCUUCAUCGGCCUGGCAAUGCGCCUCCCAAAGCACGAAUCUUUACCUCUGAUCAGUGUGGCCAUCUACUGCGCGAUUGCGUCCCGGGUCGGUCUGAAUGCUCGCCCAUGCGGAUUCAUAUUCCACGUAAUUUGUUGGGUGUCUGCUCCAAAAAGCUAUACGCUUGACGGCGAGUACAAACCUUCGCAGUCCGAUGAGCUGGACACCAUGUAUGUGGAUCCCUUCCGAGGCGGCGAUGAAGUAUUCAAGGCCGACUUGAUUCGCAAGCUGAAAGGGCUGGCUGUUCCAGCUUCGCAGCAUGCGUAUUAUCUCUCGCCAUCAACGACGAGCGAGUUGGUGAUCCGCACCGCGCGCAACAUCACGGCCUCAGUGCAGUCUGUCCGUCAAAAUCGUGGACCUUAUCAAUUUGGUGUCCACGCCCAGUCCUGGCACUCCCCGGAACCCGACGUGGACGGCGCCUUCUACGGCGCCAUCUGGGCAAUUACCCUCGUUAGCGGCGCGGGUGGAGAUGUAGCCGGUAAUAUGCCAGAAAGCAGCCAUGACGUUGAAACUAGACGCCGCCAAUAUCUACCAUACCUUCUCGAGUGCUUCCAGCUGCACUUCCCCUGGGACAUAACACUUCUGGAGGAACACGCGAUACCCCUAUUUCCUGACCCGCCCGACCAAAAUCGGUUGAAGAUCUUCACGCAGUCGAUGCGAAAGCUCGAUAGCGUGCGCAAAGAAGUCAACCGUCGGCCUCCCCAGAACGACAAGGUGUUGUUCAAGGUUGGUCAGCUAUUCAGACAUAAACGGUACGACUACGAAGGCGUCGUUACCGGCUGGGAUCCGGCGUGCAAUGCGGGCGAGGACUGGAUCCAACACAUGGGAGUGGAUCGGUUGCAGGGCGGGAGGAACCAGUCCUUCUAUCAUGUGCUCGUCGACGACAAAACCGUUCGCUACGUCGCCGAAGAAAACAUCGAACCCGUCGAACCCGGCACGGAGCCCUCGGCCGCCAUGCUCACGCUCGCAGGCCGCUACUUCAAGCGCUGGGAUCGCCAUAACAACAUCUUUGUGAGUAAUGUCCGUGACGAGUAUCCGGAUGACUGAGUCAUCCAUUCAUUCUUUGCUCCGCUGGUGGCCGGCUGAUGGGUCGAUUGUUUACUCCGUUCUUUGGCUGCCGUUUGGCUUCGGACGGGGUGGUUCUGAGUAUCCUUGUUUACGUCCGGUUUGUGUUGAGUGGGGCGUCGUUUACGGAGGGUAUCGAGUUGGUGUGAGGGAAGUGGGAUCAAUGAGGGAAUUCGUGCUUGUGUGAGCGUUGCCCCAGGAAAGAAGCAUGAGUUAUGAACACUCACUCGCCCUGAUUGGAGAAAAGAAAAGCCAUCACGAGGAACGAGCAACGAUCUCAUCUGGCUAAUUAUGACUUGGAAAACGUCGUGGUACCAACUUGGGCAUUUAUAGCACAUGGCAUCUUCUCAUAUACCUAGGUAUUCAUGUUUGUAUUUUCAGACGUAUGAUUUUCCGAAAGAAAAUCAAGGGUACCUCCUUAAAAAGUUUCCACUUGCGCAAGCUAGCAGCUCUACGUAAUGAUAG